AUGGGGCUGGAACAGGGCUGGUGCUGGUGGGAGCUGGGAACAGCUGGUGGGGUGGGGCAGGUGGGUGGAACAGGUGCGUGCUGGUGGGAACAGGGCCAGGGGAACAGCCUCUGGGAACAGGGCCUGGAGCUGGGGCUGGUAGCUCAGCUGAACAGGUGGGGCUGGGUGGGGCUUGGAGCUGGAGCCAGGGCUGGCUGUGGGCUGCUGGGGGCUGGAGUAGCUGGACAGGAACAGGGUGGGGCUGGUGGGGAGCUGGGCUCAGGUGAACUGGAGCUGGGGAGCUGGAACAGGGCUGGUGGAACAGUGGGAAGCUGGAACAG
Molecule: messenger RNA, 320 nt
Organism: Armigeres subalbatus
Lineage: Eukaryota; Metazoa; Arthropoda; Insecta; Diptera; Culicidae
Product: heterogeneous nuclear ribonucleoprotein 87F-like
Exons: 1
Source: RefSeq, a predicted model, not a curated record